AAUUACGAAAUUAAUUAAUGAAAUAUUUAAUAAAAAUUAUUUAAAAUUUUAGUAUGAUUUUGUUAGAAUUUUCUCAACAGAUUUGUUAUAACUGAAAAUAAAAUUCAAAUCUAUAGUUAAAAUUAAUUUAUUAUUAAUAUUCUUAUUAAUUGUUAUGUCAUAUUAUGUGAUUAAUGAAAUAGUCCUAGUAGACUUCUAAAUAGUAGAUAAAAAUGGUACUUCUCUUUUAAUAGAGAAGAUGAAACUUAUAUAAAUGACCCAACUUAAAAACAAAAUAUGAUGAAAAAGUUUGUCCUCUAGUCAAAAUUAAUCCUAGACCGUCCAUGCUUCCAUGCAUCCAUAUAUAGUAAAGUGCAUAUUGCUCCAUUAUAUUAGGCAAGGAUAUUAAACUAAACCUCAUCAAAAUUAGAGUCUACAAAAUUAACUACCAAGAAUGUUGGGUGUCCAUUGUCGUUAAAAAAGAAGAAGAAGAAUGUUAGGUGUCCAUUAACUUUAGCCGACAGUUAGUAACAAGAUUCAAGUUCCUUCUGACUCUUCAUAGGAAUAUAUUCACUCUAUAUAAGCGAUACAUUAAGCCGACACUUCUCACUGUGUCUUACAGAAACCAUUUAUAAACAACACAAAAUUCUUAUUUAAUUUCCAUAUACCAUAGAAAAAAAUAAGAAGAUGGCUUGGAUUGCUUCUGCGUUUAAGGCUUUGUGUUUGUCUUUCUUGUUCGUCAGCGUUGCAUGUCGUUCGACCAACGGAUCGAAGGUUUUCAAUGUCCGACGCUAUGGUGCCAAUCCCGACGGCAAAACUGAUAACGUCAACACGUUCACAAGUAUAUGGAAAAGCGCAUGCGCAAGGAGUGGAAGUAGUAAAAUCUACGUACCAAAUGGAACAUUCUAUCUCGGUGGUGCGGUGGUGUUCGAGGGGCCAUGCAUAAAUCAGAUUGAAUUCAUUAUAGAUGGAACUUUAUUGGCUCCUUCAAACCCCGGAGACAUUAAAAAUAAAACGUGGAUCAACUUCAGGUACAUUAACAAUCUCCUAAUCUCUGGUGCUGGUACACUAGACGGCCAAGGGAAAGAGUCAUGGAAACUCAAUGACUGCUCCAAAAACCCCAGCUGUCCUAUACUAGCUAUGUAUUUUAAUAGAUUUGAUUAUUCUAACAUGGGAUUUGCAUUUGUGAAUAACUCGAGAAUCAACGGGAUAACAUCACUCAACAGCAAAAUGGGACACUUCGACUUCUUCUCCGUCCAUCAGUUCAACAUUACCGGAGUCACUAUAAAAGCUCCUGGCGACAGCCCUAACACCGACGGGCUUAAGUUCGGGUUCUGUAGUAACAUUCACAUCUCCGACACACACAUCGGAACGGGAGACGACUGUAUCGCCAUUCUUUCCGGAGUUACUGACAUGGAUAUCUCUAAUGUCAAGUGUGGUCCCGGACAUGGGAUCAGUGUUGGAAGCUUAGGGAAGGGCAAAGACGAUAAGGAUGUUAAUGGCCUAACCGUAAGAGACACGGUUUUUAACGGCACAAGUGAUGGUAUUCGGAUCAAGACUUGGGAAUCUUCAAUUUCUCAGAUCGUUGUUUCUCACCUCGUGUACGAGAAUAUUCAGAUGAUUAAUGUUGGAAACCCGAUCAACAUCGAUCAGAAGUAUUGUCCUUAUCCACCCUGUAAAAAGAAGGGAGAGUCCCACGUACAGAUCCAAGACCUUAAGUUAACGAACAUAUAUGGAACUUCGAAGAACAAAGUGGCGGUGAAACUAAAAUGUAGCAAGAGCUUUCCGUGCAAGAACGUUGAGCUAGUUGACAUAAACCUAGAGAACAAGGGAUCCAAGGGUCCUUCCACUGCGGUAUGUGAGAAUGUUCACGGUUCUGCACAUGGCAAGAUGGUUCCUGAGCAUUGUCUGAACGGUCCAUGGUAAUAAUAACUGUGUGUUGUAUUUGAUAUAUUAAUAUAGUUUACCAAAAUAAAUAUUCAUACUUGGGUACAUAUCCCAUUUGGUGCUUAUGUACGUAAAAUCGAAUUUAAUAAAUCCUAUAUGCUAAUCUC
Brassica rapa (field mustard) is the source of this 2033-nucleotide messenger RNA. RefSeq names its product exopolygalacturonase. Gene Ontology annotation, molecular function: polygalacturonase activity. NCBI's taxonomy places the organism in Eukaryota, Viridiplantae, Streptophyta, Magnoliopsida, Brassicales, Brassicaceae. The record is from RefSeq and is a predicted model, not a curated record. Gene Ontology annotation, biological process: carbohydrate metabolic process.